Molecule: messenger RNA, 752 nt
Organism: Erythranthe guttata (spotted monkey flower)
Lineage: Eukaryota; Viridiplantae; Streptophyta; Magnoliopsida; Lamiales; Phrymaceae
Source: RefSeq, a predicted model, not a curated record
UAACUUUAUCAAAGUUUUAUAUCCCAACCAAUCACUAAGAGCCAUUCAUCAUGGCAUCUCUCCACCAAGUCCUUCCGGCCGCCGCCCCCUCCUCCUCCUCCCUCCGCUCCUCCUCCACCACCGCCACCCGCCCCAUUGUUUUUGCUAAGCCAUCGCAUUUCCUCACCCAUGCAAAGCGCAACCACCACCGCCGCCUCAUCUCAUGCUCCUCCUCCUCCUCCAACGAAGGGUCGAAGGUCGACAGGAGGAACAUGCUCCUCGGUUUGGGAGGCAUGUACGGCGCCGCCAACCUCCUGUCCACCCCCGACUCCGCAUCCGCGAACCCCAUUCAGGCGCCUCAGAUCGACAAGUGCGGGAACUCCACUUACGACACGAGCGCCGGUGUGGCGACGCAGAUCAACUGCUGCCCGCCGUUCCAAGGCUCCAUCAUCGACUACAAGCUCCCCAACUUCCCGAAGCCGAAAGUGAGGCCGUCCGCCCACCGGCUCUCACCCGAAUACCUAUUCAAGUUCAACACCGCGGUCGACCGCAUGAGGCGUCUCGACAAGGACGAUCCACGUAGCUUCAUGCAGCAAGCCAACAUUCACUGCGCCUACUGCAACGGUGGUUACGAUCAACCGGGGCAAGGCACACUCGAUCUACAAGUCCACAACGGGUGGCUUUUCUUCCCGUUCCACAGGUGGUACCUAUACUUUUACGAGAGAUCCUCGGCAAACUCAUCGGUGACACCACAUUCGCACUCCCGUUCUGAA